GGUGGCUGUCAACGCCGUGUGUAAACACCUACACGGAGCAGAGCUGCGGAGACAGCACGGAGCGAGUUCCCGUUAUUAAAUUAAUGCCUGUGAAUGGCAGGGCUUGUAUGAGAGCUCCGCCGCUGACUGUGCGUCCCAGCAGGAAAGCGUGGAGGAGAAAGAGGCGCUCUCCGCCGCCGGUUUCAUUGUGAGCAGGACGGACGCAGCUAAGCGGUGUCCGUCGACGACCAUGGCAGCGGCGACCGUUGUGGAGGCGGACCCGGCGCCGAGCGACAGCGGCGCCGCUUUCUCCGGCGUCCAGAGCCGCGGCUGGGACGAAUCUCAGCUCCGAAAAUACUCGUUCCCCACCAAGCCCAUCCCCAGGCUUUCUCACACGGACCCCAGAGCGGAGAUGCUAAUAAAUAACGAGGAGCCGGUGGUUUUAACAGACACGAACCUUGUAUAUCCGGCUCUCAAAUGGGACAUUGCGUACCUCCAGGAGAACAUUGGAAAUGGAGACUUCUCUGUUUACAUCGCAGAAAAGCACAAAUUCCUCUACUACGAUGAGAAAAAAAUGUCUAACUUUGAGAACUUUGUCCCCAAGUCUCAACGAAUGGAAAUGAAAUUCUCUGAAUUUGUGGAUAAAAUGCAUGAAACGGAGGAAAUGGAAGGAGAAGAAAGAGUAUAUCUGCAGCAGACCCUGAAUGACACAGUAGGAAAGAAGAUAGUUGUUGACUUUCUUGGUUUCAACUGGAACUGGAUCAACAAGCAGCAAGCCAAGAGGAACUGGGGACAGCUGACAUCCAACCUGCUGCUCAUAGGCAUGGAGGGCAAUGUGACGCCGGCACAUUACGACGAGCAGCAGAACUUCUUUGCACAGAUCAAAGGCCAUAAGAGAUGCAUUCUUUUCCCUCCAGACCAAUUUGAAUAUCUCUAUCCAUAUCCUGUCCAUCAUCCAUGUGACAGACAGAGCCAAGUUGAUUUUGAUAACCCAGACUAUGAGAAGUUUCCCAAUUUUAAAAAUGUUGUUGGCUAUGAGGCUGUAGUGGGCCCUGGAGAUGUGCUAUACAUCCCUAUGUAUUGGUGGCAUCACAUUGAGUCACUGUUGAAUGGUGGAGUGACAAUCACUGUAAACUUCUGGUACAAAGGCGCCCCCACACCGAAAAGGAUAGAAUAUCCUCUGCGAGCUCAUCAGAAGGUGGCCAUCAUGAGAAAUAUUGAGAAGAUGCUGGGAGAAGCACUUGGAGAUCCACAUGAAGUCGGACCUUUGCUGAAAACAAUGAUCAAGGGGCGAUAUGACCAGGAUCUCAGUUAGAGGCCCGCCAUUAAAACUGUUCACUAGACAGCUUCAGGAACUGUAUGCAUGUGAAAGUGACACUGCUGGUGAGUUUAACUCGCAAUCUGUCUUUGGAGCUAAGUAACACUGCAUGGCAAUGAGCAGCCGUCUUGAAACCAUUCUGCUUCAGUCGUCUCCGAGUGCCAUCGUCAUUGCAAACACAACAAUUACAGAAAAAUCCUCCAACUAACUCAUGGAAUUUCGACCUACUUGAAGACUUUUUUCGAUUGUCCUUGAAGACGAAACCUAAUUGGAUGCAAGUCUACAUGUAUUUAUGUCAAUCAGUAUUCUCUUAACAGUUCAGUCCAGCUAAUGAGUAUUAGCUUUAAUCGGGAAUUGUCUGAGAUUGGUACCUUUGGAGCAACCUCAAUAUUUUGACCACUAAUGGAUGGAUUAAAGGGUAUUAUAUAUUUUUAUAUACAGUACACAUCAGUUAAACAGCGGAUAUUUAUUAUGGAUUAACUCAUCUGUGGCUUGAUUAGUAAUAUUUACAUGAGCAUAUUCUCCAUCUUUAUCACAAAGACAGCUAUGCUACUGAGUGACUUGAAAAUAUUUAUCUACAUUAUCUCCACUAGUGACGUGGCUUAGGGCAGUGAUCGGCAAGAUUUUUGAUUCAACGUAGACAGCAUAGGCACAUGCAUUAAAAACACAGAAGUACAGUAGUUAAAAACUGAUGAAAUAUGAUUAAAAUGUAUGGCUGUGAUAAAAGGGUGCUCAUAUAUUCAGUUGAAGGAAUAUGUGACCUCUAUAAGCUAAGUUUUUUUUUUAAAGCAGAGUGAUUGCUUUUUGUUUUAUAAAUGCUCUUGUUUGAUUUGUAUUUCAAGGACUUUAUUGGAUGUGUUAUUCUGCUUACUAGAAACAGAUGAGGGAGUGCUGACAUUACAUUACACAGUGUAAUUUUGGUUGCAAAUAGUUAAUUUUAAGACUCAGAAGAAAAUACAGGAGGCUGCUGUGUUAUGGUGAAAUUUCUGAGUAAUACAAUAAUAAUAACAACAACGAGAGUAAAAGUGGUUUAAGUAAAUUGCAUAAAUGAUAGAUUUAUGUUAAAAUGCUAUUAGCUGACUGCACUAGCAGGAAGAUCCGCUGGAACAUUGCUUAGUAUAGCCAUUGCAAUGCAAUAUAUGGCACCAUCUAGUGGUCAGGUUUGCAAAUGCAUGAUAAACCUGACGUCUUACCUGAUCUACGCUGCAAUAUAAUAAUUACUCCGCGGAGUUAUGUGACGAUCGGCAUACGUGUGUUUGUCUGUCUGUGCACAACAUUACUCAAAAACUGAACAACGGAUUUGGAUGAAAUUUUCAGGGAAGGUCAGAAAUGACACAAGGACCACCUGAUUAGAUUUUGGCAGUGAUGCGGCUUAUAAUCUGGAUCCACGGAUUUUGUUAAAGAUUUCUGUAUCAUUUAGGGCUGGAUCUCAAUAUCCAAUUAUUUGGUUGUUGUGGUGGUAUCUGAAUAUCAAUUUUGAGAUCUGAAUACUCGGAUCUGCUGCUUCCUCGCCCCCCGCUGUAUCAGGCGGACCUACCAACCGUGAUGUCACACUUCAGUUCACCUGUGUUAGUAAACAGAAGACAAAAGCCGAAGACCGAGAUAUCCAUGCUAAUGCUAUGAUAAUGCUGUCGGACUCCAACAAUGAACACUCUGAGAAGCAAGAUGAAAGUUCUCAAAAAUGUGCUUCACCUCCACCCCCGGCCAACGAACCAAAUAUUCAAAUAUUCGUCAUUAAUUGGGCCGAAAUAUCUGGAGCAAAGAAAUUGCAAUUUGGACCAGCCCUAAAAUCAUUGUGAGAUAGCGGCAUGGCAUCACUUUAACUGUGACAACAAGUGAACGCUACAUCAGCUGCCUGCUGACGAUCACAUGAUUGCUAUCCUACUACAAAUCCAACGCUGUGGACGUAUCGGGACUGAUCUGCCAGAAAUCAUACAACGACUGAGCAGCCUUGGCAGAGUACUGUGCUCUCUGAGUGCUUUUCUUGUUCAAUAUGUUGUAGUAAAUGCAGCAGAUCUGAGAUAUAAUGAUGAUGCAGUUUGUACUAAAAGCUGAAUUCCUGAUACCUGUUGAUUAACAAUCAUCUGAAAUCCAAUUAUUUUUACUUUUGCACAGACAUGUUUUAAAGACCUCAAAGUGAAAGCAACUUGAAAGAUAGCUGUGCAAGUUUAAAGUGCUCUUUUGAAUCACUAUAAAGAUUUACAUGAUAAAAAGGGGAUAAUUUCAUAUACUGUGCUGUAUGUGCCAAACCAACACACAAACCAGUAAUGAGUAUCUUCAUGAUUAGAACAUUUUUGCAUGUGAAAUUGGAUGGACCAGCAAAUGGUGAACUUUAAAAGUUUUCAAGAGUUUUGUCUGAUUAAGGUUCAACCUUUAAACUGCUGAUUAUGUGCAUAUGUAUUUAAUACAAAUUGCACAAUGAUCAAAUAAUGACUGAUAAUUCCUCUUUAAAAAAUAAUUUACCAGACAAAAGACUGAUAUUUCAUCCUCUUCUACUGAUAAGUUAAUCGUUUACGUCAUGUGCCUUGCCAUACAUUGGCAUGGCAUUAAUUGUUGCAGAAGCUCGAUUUUUAAUUUUCUAUUUUAUGGUAAAAAAAAAAAAAAAAGUUUGUUUUCACUCUGGCAUUAAACAGCUUUAAUGGUGAGAAUGACAACAGUUCAUAGAGAUAGAGGCAUGUUUUUAUUGAUGGGUGCCUGUUUUUUUUGUGUUUGAACAUGUGGUCUCCCUAUUUCUCUGAUUAAAGUUUGUUUUAAAAGUUCUAAA
Messenger RNA from Amphiprion ocellaris (clown anemonefish), 4061 nucleotides. RefSeq names its product hypoxia inducible factor 1 subunit alpha inhibitor (gene hif1an). Gene Ontology annotation, biological process: peptidyl-aspartic acid hydroxylation; negative regulation of Notch signaling pathway. The transcript has 8 exons. Gene Ontology annotation, cellular component: cytoplasm; nucleus. The coding region runs from base 230 to 1294 and encodes 354 amino acids. NCBI's taxonomy places the organism in Eukaryota, Metazoa, Chordata, Actinopteri, Pomacentridae. The record is from RefSeq and is a predicted model, not a curated record. Gene Ontology annotation, molecular function: ankyrin repeat binding; peptidyl-histidine dioxygenase activity; [protein]-asparagine 3-dioxygenase activity.